CUUCCUUUUAUCCUCUCAACUGCGCUCGUAAACCAGCUUAGCCGUAAAACAAUAUAUGUGAUAAUGAAGGAAGGCAGUCGAAGCCCGGGUAGUCUGCCCCACGGUGUGUGGACGCUGGUCUUCGAGUUGAUGCGAACACAAGAUCUGUUCAAUAUUUGCUUGGUCUCCAAAACAUGGAACGCAUUAGCAACAAAGUUCCUAUAUCGAUCAAUUCCUAUAGGAGAACAACACAGUCACAUAACACAUUCACAGAUAUGGUCCAAUGAGGCCAGCAUCCGGUCUCGGCUUCUCUCCCGAUUAGAAGAUGAUUCAAAUGACGAACUUAGGGCCUUUGUGCAAGAAGUGGCUGUAAUGCCUACUUUCGCGUACACGAUUCGCUCUAUUAGCGAACUCGAGGUAGAAGACUGGUUGUGCAAGCUGUUCGUACGCCUACCGAACCUCCAAUUAGUCUCUAUCCAUACCUCUAUUCAGCGGUUAGAUGAGAUCAUCUGUACUAUCUGUGAUCACAAUCGGCGACCGGAGCUUCGUCUGUUCUCUGUAAACGGAACUAUGGGUGAUAGUAGAUUAGCAGACCGAACCCUAUCCUGUAUUUCGACCUUACAUGCCACUGUGAACCCAUUUAAGGAACAGGAUGGGCCGAAUCGUCACAUACUCCACCUCCAAAAACUGUUUUUCAAAUGUCCAAAUAUGCGGUCUUUUUCUCUCUGUGUGCAUGGCAACUACGGAGGAUGCGUACUCAACUUCCCAAGUUUCGAUACUAUCAGAACUUUUCAACUGGCCGGGUAUGAAAAUUUCCCUCUAAUAGAGGAACUCUCGCUUGAUGCAUACGCGAUGGAAGACGAUGAGUGGAUCCAUUGGAAAGACCGGUUCUCUUGGUCCAAACUAAAGUCGCUCACCCUGGGACCGAGUGAUCCUUGUAACCUUUUGGACCGGAUGGCUGGGUAUGCCACAUCAUUGAGAACCCUCAAGGUUCUCGGCUAUGCUGAAGAGGGAAACUCGGACUGCAAAUCGGUUGAGAGAUUUCUAUUCUCCUUUGAUAGCUUGGAGACCCUAGAACUGAAUGGUUAUUUGUGCUCUGUAAACGCAGUUGCACAGCAUAAGAACAUAUCGGACCUUUGCUUGCAUAUGGCCGAGUAUUCAGAAAAGGAAAUUCAACGGAGAGUACUUACCACCGCCGAGCUCAAACACCUUGAUAAACACUGUCCAAAGAUGGAGUCACUCAGCAUUGACGUUGAAAGGAGUAAUAACGAAUGGCCGGAAUCCAUUUUCGGCAGUCUCGCAACCAGUUUUGCUAAUUUGAAGGCUCUGUCAAUUCACUUCGAACUUGGAAUCAGCGACAUUGAAAACCCCAUUAUGCCAGCGUUGGACGAAAGUUGGGCAAAGAAUCUUAGCCAAAAGUUCUUCAACAAGCGACAUUCAUUCGAUUAUGUCAAAGACGACAACGACAGAACAUCUCUUGGGAAACUACACACUCUAACUCUGAAGACGGGUGAGAGCCAACGAAGAUUUCCCCAGUGGGAACCUGAAUACUCGCGUUGGGAAAAUCAGCAAUCAGCGACUUAUGAAACUAGCCUGUUGGGUGAUUCGUCAGUCGAUAUUAGGAUAACUAGAGCGCCUUUGUAUUAGUGAUUAA
Molecule: messenger RNA, 1633 nt
Organism: Talaromyces proteolyticus
Lineage: Eukaryota; Fungi; Ascomycota; Eurotiomycetes; Eurotiales; Trichocomaceae
Exons: 3
Coding region: 64-1626 (520 amino acids)
Molecular function (GO): protein binding
Source: RefSeq, a predicted model, not a curated record